AUGCUACACACCUGCGAAAUCGUGGAUUGGUCCUGUCCCAACUAUAACCUCGUGGGGACGUCUGCUCUUGGUCCCAACCAUAACCUCGUGGGGACGUCUGCUUCUGGUCCCAACCAUAACCUCGUGGAGACGUCUGCUCCUGGUCCCAACCAUAACCUCGUGGGGACGUCUGCUCCUGGUUCCAACCAUAACCUCGUGGGGACGUCUGCUCUUGGUCCCAACCAUAACCUCGUGGAGACGUCUGCUCCUGGUCCCAACCAUAACCCCGUGGGGACGUCUGCUCCUGGUCCCAACCAUAACCUCGUGGGGACGUCUGCUCCUGGUCCCAACCAUAACCUCGUGGAGACGUCUGCUUCUGGUCCCAACCAUAACCUCGUGGGGACGUCUGCUUCUGGUCCCAACCAUAACCUCGUGGAGACGUCUGCUUCUGGUCCCAACCAUAACCUCGUGGAGACGUCUGCUCUUGGUCCCAACCAUAACCUCGUGGAGACGUCUGCUCUUGGUCCCAACCAUAACCUCGUGGAGACGUCUGCUCCUGGUCCCAACCAUAACCUCGUGGAGACGUCUGCUCUUGGUCCCAACCAUAACCUCGUGGGGACGUCUGCUCCUGGUCCCAACCAUAACCUCGUGGGGACGUCUGCUCCUGGUCCCAACCAUAACCUCGUGGAGACGUCUGCUUCUGGUUCCAACCAUAACCUCGUGGGGACGUCUGCUCCUGGUCCCAACCAUAACCUCGUGGAGACGUCUGCUCUUGGUCCCAACCAUAACCUCGUGGAGACGUCUGCUCUUGGUCCCAACCAUAACCUCGUGGGGACGUCUGCUCCUGGUCCCAACCAUAACCUCGUGGAGACGUCUGCUCCUGGUUCCAACCAUAACCUCGUGGGGACGUCUGCUCCUGGUCCCAACCAUAACCUCGUGGAGACGUCUGCUCCUGGUCCCAACCAUAACCUCGUGGGGACGUCUGCUCUUGGUCCCAACCAUAACCUCGUGGGGACGUCUGCUCCUGGUUCCAACCAUAACCUCGUGGGGACGUCUGCUCUUGGUCCCAACUAUAACCUCGUCGGGACGUCUGCUCCUGGUCCCAACCAUAACCUCGUGGAGACGUCUGCUCCUGGUCCCAACCAUAACCUCGUGGAGACGUCUGCUCCUGGUCCCAACUAUAACCUCGUCGGGACGUCUGCUCCUGGUCCCAACCAUAACCUCGUGGAGACGUCUGCUCCUGGUCCCAACCAUAACCUCGUGGGGACGUCUGCUCCUGGUCCCAACCAUAACCCCGUGGGGACGUCUGCUCCUGGUCCAAACCAUAACCUCGUGGAGACGUCUGCUUCUGGUCCCAACCAUAACCUCGUGGGGACGUCUGCUUCUGGUCCCAACCAUAACCUCGUGGGGACGUCUGCUCCUGGUCCCAACCAUAACCUCGUGGAGACGUCUGCUUCUGGUCCCAACCAUAACCUCGUGGGGACGUCUGCUCCUGGUCCCAACCAUAACCUCGUGGGGACGUCUGCUCCUGGUCCCAACCAUAACCUCGUGGAGACGUCUGCUUCUGGUCCCAACCAUAACCUCGUGGAGACGUCUGCUUCUGGUCCCAACCAUAACCUCGUGGAGACGUCUGCUUCUGGUCCCAACCAUAACCUCGUGGGGACGUCUGCUUCUGGUCCCAACCAUAACCUCGUGGAGACGUCUGCUUCUGGUCCCAACCAUAACCUUGUGGAGACGUCUGCUUCUGGUCCCAAACAUAACCUUGUGGGGACGUCUGCUCCUGGUCCCAACCAUAACCUCGUCGGGACGUCUGCUCCUGGUCCCAACUAUAACCUCGUAGAGACGUCUGCUCCUGGUCCCAACCAUAACUUCGUGGAGACGUCUGCUCCUGGUCCCAACCAUAACCUCGUGGAGACGUCUGCUCCUGGUCCCAACUAUAACUUCGUGGAGACGUCUGCUUCUGGUCCCAACCAUAACCUCGUCGGGACGUCUGCUCCUGGUCCCAACCAUAACUUCGUGGAGACGUCUGCUCCUGGUCCCAACCAUAACCUCGUGGAGACGUCUGCUCCUGGUCCCAACCAUAACCUCGUCGGGACGUCUGCUCUUGGUCCCAACCAUAACUUCGUGGAGACGUCUGCUCCUGGUCCCAACCAUAACCUCGUCGGGACGUCUGCUCCUGGUCCCAACCAUAACUUCGUGGAGACGUCUGCUCCUGGUCCCAACCAUAACCUCGUCGGGACGUCUGCUCUUGGUCCCAACCAUAACUUCGUGGAGACGUCUGCUCCUGGUCCCAACUAUAACCUCGUCGGGACGUCUGCUCCUGGUCCCAACCAUAACCUCGUGGAGACGUCUGCUCCUGGUCCCAACCAUAACCUUGUGGAGACGUCUGCUUCUGGUCCCAACCAUAACCUCGUGGAGACGUCUGCUCCUGGUCCCAACCAUAACCUCGUGGGGACGUCUGCUCCUGGUCCCAACCAUAACUUCGUGGAGACGUCUGCUCCUGGUCCCAACCAUAACUUCGUGGAGACGUCUGCUCCUGGUCCCAACCAUAACCUCGUCGGGACGUCUGCUCCUGGUCCCAACCAUAACCUCGUCGGGACGUCUGCUCCUGGUCCCAACCAUAACCUCGUCGGGACGUCUGCUCCUGGUCCCAACCAUAACCUCGUCGGGACGUCUGCUCUUGGUCCCAACCAUAACCUCGUCGGGACGUCUGCUCCUGGUCCCAACCAUAACCUCGUCGGGACGUCUGCUCCUGGUCCCAACCAUAACUUCGUGGAGACGUCUGCUCCUGGUCCCAACCAUAACCUCGUCGGGACGUCUGCUCCUGGUCCCAACCAUAACCUCGUCGGGACGUCUGCUCCUGGUCCCAACCAUAACCUCGUCGGGACGUCUGCUCCUGGUCCCAACCAUAACCUCGUCGGGACGUCUGCUCCUGGUCCCAACCAUAACCUCGUCGGGACGUCUGCUCUUGGUCCCAACCAUAACCUCGUCGGGACGUCUGCUCCUGGUCCCAACCAUAACCUCGUCGGGACGUCUGCUCCUGGUCCCAACCAUAACUUCGUGGAGACGUCUGCUCCUGGUCCCAACCAUAACCUCGUCGGGACGUCUGCUCCUGGUCCCAACCAUAACCUCGUCGGGACGUCUGCUCCUGGUCCCAACCAUAACCUCGUCGGGACGUCUGCUCCUGGUCCCAACCAUAACCUCGUGGGGACGUCUGCUCCUGGUCCCAACUAUAACCUCGUGGGGACGUCUGCUCCUGGUCCCAACCAUAACCUCGUCGGGACGUCUGCUCCUGGUCCCAACUAUAACCUCGUGGAGACGUCUGCUCCUGGUCCCAACCAUAACCUCGUCGGGACGUCUGCUCCUGGUCCCAACCAUAACCUCGUGGGGACGUCUGCUCCUGGUCCCAACUAUAACCUCGUGGGGACGUCUGCUCCUGGUCCCAACCAUAACCUCGUGGGGACGUCUGCUCCUGGUCCCAACUAUAACCUCGUGGGGACGUCUGCUUCUGGUCCCAACUAUAACCUCGCGGGGACGUCUAGGCACACGAAGACCCAAUGUACGACAUGAUCAGAGAAAACAAACAGAAUGAAAAAGCAACAAGGAUCCAGCAGCUGCAGCAGCUCCUGCAGGAUGCUACCUCUUCCUCUGACAGCUCCUCCUCUUCCUCCUCCACCAGUGAGAGCAAGAAGAGGAAACACAAGAAAAAUAAAGAAAAUAAGAAGAAGGAAACACCACAAGUCCUCCAAAACCAGUGACUGUUCUGAGUCUGACUGAGCCGUUGGAACCUACCUGUAUUGGUCUUGCAGGGAGAGGUGACUACACUGCAGUGUCUGUCAGUCAGUGAGCGGCUAUAGUGGUUCUUAUCCAAUGGCUCAGUGUCGCUUCAAUGGUGCACUAUGAAGUGCACACUAGAUGACCCUCUUUGGUUCAGCCUUCCCCUCUGCCUUCCUUCCCUCCACCUUCAAAUAAUGCAUGACUUGUCCCAUCCCUCAUAUGGUUAAUGAGUUCAUUAGUCCUCUACUCCAUUAGAUCAUAUCGAAUAGGAUCCUAUGGACGUGUGGUGGUGAUUGUGAAUGUAGGGCCCCUCAGAAGAGGAACUCUAACAGCAUUGGUAAUGAGAUGUUAUUUUUCACAUGCGCUGAAUAAAAUGAGUGUAGACCUUCCAGUGAAAUGCUUACUGACAAGCUUUCUCAACAGAAUGAAGUAAGAGGAUAAAAACAUGAGAAAUAAAACACACAAGAAUGAAGCUAUUAUACAGGGAGUACCAGUACCAUAUCAAUGGGCAGAGGUAGGAGUUAAUCUCAUUCUAAAUAUGUUCCACAAACAGCAUGUUGGUAGAGAUUGUUUUUCUGUUUUACGUGACCGUUUUCAUCAACUUCCCUGUCAAAUUGCAGGUCUGAAAUGGCUUGAUUGUAGGCCUGUAUGAUGAAAACAGUGAUUGUAGGUCUGUAUGAUGAAAACAGUGAUUGUAGGCCUGUAUGAUGAAAACAGUGAUUGUAGGCCUGUAUGAUGAAAACAGUGAUUGUAGGCCUGUAUGAUGAAAACAGUGAUUGUAGGCCUGUAUGAUGAAAACAGUGAUUGUAGGCCUGUAUGAUGAAAACAGUGAUUGUAGGCCUGUAUGAUGAAAACAGUGAUUGUAGGCCUGUAUGAUGAAAACAGUGAUUGUAGGCCUGUAUGAUGAAAACAGUGAUUGUAGGCCUGUAUGAUGAAAACAGUGAUUGUAGGCCUGUAUGAUGAAAACAGUGAUUGUAGGCCUGUAUGAUGAAAACAGUGAUUGUAGGCCUGUAUGAUGAAAACAGUGAUUGUAGGCCUGUAUGAUGAAAACAGUGAUUGUAGGCCUGUAUGAUGAAAACAGUGAUUGUAGGCCUGUAUGAUGAAAACAGUGAUUGUAGGCCUGCAUGAUGAAAACAGUGAUUGUAGGCCUGUAUGAUGAAAACAGUGAUUGUAGGCCUGUAUGAUGAAAACUGGGGGAAAUUGCAGCAAAAUGUUUUCCUUUAUUCAUCUGUUAUAAGAGGCUGCUGGAUGUUUGAAUGUUUACUACGAUCCUAGAAGUAUUUGGAAUAAAUUGAGAUUGGAAUUGACAUAUUUAAUUUAAAUCCAACUCGACGAAGGGAGAGAAUGUAUUUCAGUGUGUUUGUUUAUUUUAUGUUUACUCCUCACAUUAACCUUGAAGCUGCAAGUAAAGCAUACUUUCAUUUUGUCAUUAUU
Molecule: messenger RNA, 5190 nt
Organism: Salvelinus namaycush (lake trout)
Lineage: Eukaryota; Metazoa; Chordata; Actinopteri; Salmoniformes; Salmonidae
Product: enterin neuropeptides-like
Exons: 4
Coding region: 1-3549 (1182 amino acids)
Source: RefSeq, a predicted model, not a curated record